CUGAGACGAUUACCUGUGGAGGGAUUUUCGGCUGGACUAGUAAACGAUGACGAUAUCUACAACGAAGGCGGAUUUUUCAAGGCAAUACUAGAUUUUCCCAAGGACUAUCCUCAGAAACCACCGAAGAUGAGGUUCGUAUCCGAAAUCUGGCAUCCAAACAUUGACAAGGAUGGUCAUGUCUGCAUUUCUAUUUUGCAUGAUCCGGGAGACGACAAGUGAGU
Molecule: messenger RNA, 221 nt
Organism: Cylicostephanus goldi
Lineage: Eukaryota; Metazoa; Nematoda; Chromadorea; Rhabditida; Strongylidae
Source: the annotation of a GenBank genome assembly